AUGCCUGGUCUGGAUUCAGGUUGUCGCCUCUACGCACCGUCUCGAGUCUUCGCCUCUGUGGACGCCUUUUUAUUCGUGUUUGUCUGCACGCGGGACCGCCCAUCGGCCAGGUGCGUCCAGGCGCGCCCUCUGAGCUGCUGCGAGCGCCGCGUGGGCUCCUGUGACUUCCGCAGGGCGCCCUGGGACAGACCCAGGGCCGCCUCCUCCACCAUUCCCUUCGGGCUGCUGGGUAACUGUGUGUGUGCACAGACCCCCCCACACCUCCACACAGAUGGAGCGAGAGGGCCAGGGCAUGGGACCUGCCGGUCGAAGGGCUGCCCCUGGAAGCUGGGCGUCUCCUGCAGAGUCCGGUCCUCCGGACGCUGGCUGAGCUCCCGGCUGACCUCUACAGCCAAGUGCAGAAACCGAAGGCAGAGCCGGCUUCUCCACACUGAGCCUUGGCCUUCUGGCCCCCCACAAGCAAGUCCCGCUGAGACUCCGUCCGACACCUUUUCAGGACUCAACGUAGAAGCCCCCUCCCAGGGGAAGCCCCCCGAUGCUCUCAGGCUGAGUCCUGCUCCAGCCUACCCCCGUCUGGCUCCCAAAGGACGCGCACAAACCCACAAACAAACGCGAGUCUGCAGUGGCUUCUUGCUGUUUGCUUUGCAGUUAAUGACUUUAUCCAUCAUCUCGAAGCAGAGCCGGGACCGACCACAGGGAAGGGGUCUGGAAUCGUCCCCAGAAGGCCAGACCAAGGAGGGCUGGAGAUCUGGCCUGACGGUGGAAGGGGCCUCAAAGCAGGAGAGCGCAGGGCGGGCCGGCCGGGAGCGCAGUUUCCUGUCGCUGUGGGUCCUCCCCGUGCUGACGGAGGCCUGA
This is a messenger RNA of Rangifer tarandus platyrhynchus (Svalbard reindeer), 855 nucleotides long. Lineage: Eukaryota; Metazoa; Chordata; Mammalia; Artiodactyla; Cervidae. The record is from the annotation of a GenBank genome assembly.